Penicillium nucicola is the source of this 2607-nucleotide messenger RNA. RefSeq names its product pentatricopeptide repeat-containing protein. The record is from RefSeq and is a predicted model, not a curated record. Gene Ontology annotation, molecular function: protein binding. The transcript has 2 exons. Lineage: Eukaryota; Fungi; Ascomycota; Eurotiomycetes; Eurotiales; Aspergillaceae. Bases 1 to 2607 code for a protein of 868 amino acids.
AUGACAUUCCGGUUUCCGGGGUCACUCGUGAACAGAGCUUUGCGCAGCAAACUUCUCACCGCGCAGCAGCACCGUGCUUCUGUGGUAGGGGCUUUGCGACUUCAGCAGACACAGCCAUGGCUCGCUUCUAGUUCCCGACUCUACCACUCAGCCACCGAACGCUCCUCCGGUCGAAACGACUCCUAUCGCAAAAGCUCGCGCCCAGGCCCAGGCCGUUUCGAGAAGGAUGAACCGAAAUCGAUGAAUAACAAAGGGAGGGGAAGCCGGAAGACCUUCAAUGAUGAUUUAUCCUCAAAGAGGGAUCGGGACUUGUUGAUGGCUAUUGCAUCUGGCAAGGAAACGAUCGGUGGCCGACAUGAGGCUGAUGUUGAUGUUGAUGGUGACAUCGCUGAAAGUGAGGCCCUAGACCAGGCGGCUGCUACACAGUGGUCUUCUGAAGCCGAGAAUACUGCCACUGAGGCGUCUGGAAAUGAUCCCUCGCAAGAUCAAGGUCCUCAGGCUGAGGCUGAGGUCGAAGCUAAGGCUGAGGCUGAGAUUCCCAAGGGCGAUGCCCCCAAAGAGCCUGCCUCUUCGAUUAUCAAAUCACUCAAAGUUCCCAACAAGGUCGUUAUGGAGGAGCUGAGAUGGUUGUCUGAUCCCCGCGACUUUGCGGAGCGAGUGUCCCGUAUCCUGCACGCUGGUGAUCCCGCCCUGGCGGCGGCGCUGAUCCGUACUGGAACCAAGAUGGGUAUGAGGUGUCAAGUUGCUUGGAAUACUCUGCUCCAAUAUUGUAUGGAUCAAAAUCACCCGCAAGCUGCAUUCAAGUUUUACAAUGAUAUGAAGAAACGUGGCAGAAAACCAAUUCCAUCGACAUAUACGAUCAUGUUGAAGGGAUUCAGUUCAGCGACAGAAUCACCAAGUCUCGUUAAGACUGCUGCCGCUGUCUACCGUUCAAUCUCCUCCCCGAACUCUGGCGUCAAUCAGAGCAUUAUUCAUACCAACGCCAUGCUUACGGUCUGCCAAAGACACAAUGAUAUGGAUCGUUUGUGGAAAAUUGCCGGUGACCUACCAGAGGAGGGACCAGGUGCCCCAGACGCGACUACCUAUACUAUUAUCUUGGGUGCCGUUCAAUUCGCAGCUCGCAAAGAUAUUCAGAAAAUGUCUCCCGAGCAGAUUGAUAAGAUUCUCGAGCGGAAGACCCAGGCUGUGACCGAAGGAAAGCGGAUUUGGGCCGAUAUUGUUUAUCGGUGGACGAACCAAGCCUUGGAGCUUGACAAUUCUGUCACGAAUGCCAUGGCUAGCUUGCUGCUGGAUGGAGCAAGUGACCUUGACUGUUACAAUGUCAUGGAGCUAUAUAAGCAAACCAUGGGCAUUCCCAUCCUGCAAAAGCGCCCUGUCGAGUCUGAGAGUUCAUCCCGUCCCAGGAUCACUCGCGAAGAAACCCAAUCACUUGAAAAAUCCCAUGCAGUCCGAGAGGAGAGCAUGGACGAUGUUCCAUUUGUGGAUGAAAAUAACCAAAUCAUAAGAGAAACAGAGGCGGACGAAGAGCCCCAACCAUUCGCCGAAGAUCAACCAGAGGAAUUAGAGGAAGAAGAACCAGAAGUGGAAGAAUCUUUCGAAGGCCUCUUCAAGCCUGUGGUCCCAGACUCACCAGAGCUUUCAUUCCUCAAGCCAGACAGCAAGGAACUCACUCUUCUUCUUAAUGCCUGCUUCACCAUAACCCACGGCACUGACGCUGGUAUCAAUUAUUGGAAACUUUUGACCAUUCAAGACCCCAAAUAUCUUAUCGAACCUGAUAGCGUGACCUACCUUCAAUACUUCCGCCUUCUCCGCAUUUCCCGCUCCAGCAAAGUCGGUGUCGCAGCCUUACGGGAUCAGAUGAUUCCUUCUGGUGUGGCAAACGGAAAAGCAUUCCACGUCGCCCUCAGUAUCUGCCGUCGUGACCGUCGCAACCACGCAGUUUUCUUACACGCAAACGAGCUGAUGUCCUUGAUGGAAAAAGCGUUGAUCCUUCCGGAUAUCCGAGUCCUCGAGGGUUAUCUAGAAAUGAUCCAGAUCCUUUCAAACCAACCCUCCUUCCUCCUGCACCUGCGCGGCCUCAAUAUGGAAGAUGCCUCCAGCAAAAGCAGACUGCAAGAUAUUGGCCGUAAGAUCCAAGCCAAGCUGCGCCUAGUAGCCCUCGCUACCCUGCGACCCCAUAUCACCCAGCUCCAUGAGGCCAUGGAGCUCGGUGGUCCCUCGAAAAACAGUCGCUGGAGUGCUAUUCAAAACCAAAAAGACCACGUCAGCGGUGCCGCCGCUGUCAAGAUCAUGUCGCACAUUCGUUUGAUCAUUGACGAUACUCUCAAGGACGAGUAUAAGGCUUUCGUGUCAAAGGCCGAGCGCAAGACCCUGAUGGCAGAGUCGAAUAUGCUGAAGAAGUAUUCUGACAAGGCUGUCAUUCAGACCUUCAGAAGCAAGACUGUCUACCCGACACCGGAGCAGAAGAGACUCGGUAGUGAGCGCAUCAAGAAAUUCCAAUUAGAUGCCCGGAAGGAAUUUUGGAACAAGAAUCUUGGUGAAGAUUCCUCUCAGCAGGUGGAGGGGAAGGCGAAGCAUUCGGACGAAUCUGUCCUCCAGAAGGACUAG